AGCACGGAGCCCUGUUCGUUUGCCCGGCGCGCGCGCGACCGCUCGAUUGAUCGAAUCGAGAUCUAUCAACGGUUGGACCGAUACAUCGAUUAACGGCAAUUAAUGCUCGUUUCGUAUCGGUUGUCUCGCCUCGUCUGGUUCCGUACCAUCGGGGCGUACUCGUCGCCGGCGUGCGAACCUUUGCUGGCUCGCUCGCAAAUUGCCGAGCACACGAUUGCUCGAGGUUGAUCCUCUCUCUGCAUCUCGUGUUUCUCCUUUUUCCUGUCCGGCGCCGCAGUUCUUCUUUGGCAGCGGACAACAGUCGCGAAACGGUCAACGCGCCUUCACCGCCGCCGCCGCCACCACCACCACCAUCAUCGUCACUGCCGUUACCAUUGCUACCCAUCAUCGUCAGUGACAACGACGGCCACGGGCGACGUUUGGUGUCUCUUUUUAACUGUCCCUCGGCUACGUUCACCCUCCGAGUUCCGGCGUAGCGUUUCAAGAUGUUACUUUCGAGCGCCUGGUUCGAAGUUAUCGCAGCGGCGCUCUUGGCGAUAUUGAUACUUGCCACCGGCUAUCGACCUGCCUGGUGGUUCUGGACCGGAACCUGUCACAAGACAAACGCAGCCACCGUCCAAGAGAAACAGCAAAGAAAAUUUCAAACGGUGUCGGACGUACCAGGACCCUAUUCUCUACCGAUCCUUGGAACCAGGUGGAUAUUUUCUUGUUUCGGAUACUAUCGACUGAAUAAGGUUCACGAUGCUUACAAAGAUCUGAAUCAACGAUACGGGCCGGUGUGCAAAGAAGAGGCAUUAUGGAACUUCCCCGUGAUCUCGGUGUUUUCCCGACGCGACAUCGAAGCCGUCUUCAAACGAAGCUCGAGAUACCCGCUUCGUCCUCCGCAGGAGGUCAUAUCCCACUACCGUCGCAGUCGUCGCGAUCGUUACACGAACCUUGGUUUAGUCAACGAACAGGGGCAAGCGUGGCACGAUCUUCGGACCGCUCUUACGUCAGAGCUGACCGGGGCCAGUACCGUCCUUGGCUUCUUCCCAGCGCUCAACAUCGUCGCCGACUCGUUCAUCGAUUUAAUUCGUCGACGAAGGACGGGGCACAAAGUGGCGGGUUUCGAAGAACUCGCCUACAAAAUGGGACUCGAAAGUACCUGCACGCUGAUCUUGGGACGUCAUCUCGGUUUCCUCAAGCCGGAUUCUAACAGCUCGGUCACGAUGAGAUUAGCGGAAGCUGUCCGGGUUCACUUCACCGCAUCGCGCGACGCCUUUUACGGCUUGCCGCUUUGGAAGUGGCUGCCAACGUCCGCUUACAAACAGCUGAUCGAGAGCGAGGACGCUAUAUACAAUAUAAUUUCAGACAUCGUCGACGCUACGAUACAGGAGAAGCGCGACGAUGCUAAAGACGAAUCGGUGGAAGCGAUCUUUCAGUCGAUUCUACGGCAAAAGAGUCUCGACGUGCGAGACAAAAAGGCGGCCAUCGUAGACUUCAUAGCGGCAGGCAUUCACACGCUCGGCAACACUCUGGUGUUUCUGUUCGAUUUGAUCGGGCGCAAUCCAAAGGUGCAAGCCGAUCUGUACGAGGAGGCGUGCUCGUUGGCGCCACCUGGCUGCGAUCUAACGAUCGAGGAUUUACGGAAAGCCAAGUAUCUGCGUGCCUGCAUCACCGAAUCGUUUCGAGUAAUUCCCACGACAACUUGUGUCGCUCGCAUUUUGGACGAACCCAUUGAGCUAAGCGGAUAUCAUCUUACCGCGGGAACAGUGGUUAUUUUGCAUACUUGGAUCGCCGGUUUGAACGAAGAGAAUUUCAAAGAUGCCGCCAAUUAUUUGCCCGAUAGAUGGCUGAAGCCUGUCACGCCGCAUUCGCCAUUGUUGGUCGCGCCUUUCGGAACCGGUAGAAGGAUAUGCCCGGGUAAACGUUUCGUGGAACUUGCAUUGCAGCUUAUUCUGGCAAAGAUUAUACGGGAAUUUGAGAUUGUUGUGGACGAGGACCUUGGUUUACAAUUUGAAUUCAUCUUAGCACCGCAGAGUCCGGUGCUCCUUGGAUUCCGUGAUCGUUCUUAGACAAUAUAACCUCGUUGUUCGUGCACG
Molecule: messenger RNA, 2081 nt
Organism: Colletes gigas
Lineage: Eukaryota; Metazoa; Arthropoda; Insecta; Hymenoptera; Colletidae
Gene: shd
Product: ecdysone 20-monooxygenase
Exons: 12
Coding region: 486-2054 (522 amino acids)
Molecular function (GO): iron ion binding; heme binding; oxidoreductase activity, acting on paired donors, with incorporation or reduction of molecular oxygen
Source: RefSeq, a predicted model, not a curated record